Molecule: messenger RNA, 348 nt
Organism: Parathielavia appendiculata
Lineage: Eukaryota; Fungi; Ascomycota; Sordariomycetes; Sordariales; Chaetomiaceae
Exons: 2
Source: RefSeq, a predicted model, not a curated record
GGCGCUAUUGUCCUUGAUGGAGGCUCGUGCGAAUCCGCUAAGGCCUGGCUGCCUCGGCACCCUGCCGACCGCUGUAACGUGCGAACCGAUCUGUUUGCACUCGGCAGCGCCCUACAAUUCCUCAUCACCGGCGCAGAGUCCGAUGACGAUAUCAUGCGGUGGUUCCACGAAACCGAGCCCGAGAUCGAGCGGCAUUUCCGCGCCGGCGAGCUUCCCCCUGCCGACGAGCACGCGUGCGCUGCUGUCACGGCGCGAUGCUGGCGCCAGCUCUACACAACAGCAGACCAGGUGCUUGCCGAUCUCAAGGCUAUCCAGGCCGCCAUUGCACGUGGCGAAAACCCCGAGACG